Messenger RNA from Cajanus cajan (pigeon pea), 1041 nucleotides. RefSeq names its product calmodulin-like protein 30. Gene Ontology annotation, molecular function: calcium ion binding. The record is from RefSeq and is a predicted model, not a curated record. Lineage: Eukaryota; Viridiplantae; Streptophyta; Magnoliopsida; Fabales; Fabaceae.
ACUAGUAUUUCUUAUUAAACAGCUUGAGUGAGUGAGGAGCACAAAGCGCAUAUCAACUUCAGUUUAAACUCUAGCUAGGUUCUAGAACCAAUCUUUAUUCAGAUUCUACUACUUUUCCUUUAAAGCAUAUCUCUCUUGAGCCUUGAGGUAAUCCAAAGGAGGAAUCUUAUCAUAUCUAUAUAAACAAGCCAUGAUUUAGUAGCCUUCAUAAUUCAUAACCAUACUAAAGCCUAAUAUUUGUGUAUCCCAAAACAAACCAUACACACAUGUCGAAUAUGAGUUUCCUCAAGUUCAAUAGCUUCUCAUGGAAGCCCUCUUUCUCUUCACGCAAGAAUGUAGCCAAGAAGAACAGCUUCACAUCAAGACAGACAUCGAAUGCAGGACAAAGUUUCCAGCCAAAAGAAGAGGAAAUGAGAUGGGUGUUCCAUAAAUUUGACGCCAACAAAGAUGGCAAGGUUUCUCUUGAAGAGUACAAGGCUGCUGCAAGGGCCUUAGAUAGGGGCAUUGGGGACGCUGAAGCAGUCAAGGCUUUUAGGGCCAUGGACACUGAUGGAGAUGGCUUCAUUGACUUCAAAGAGUUCAUGGAAAUGUUCAAUGGAGAGGGUAGGAUAAAGGAAACCGAGAUCAAGAAUGCUUUUCAAGUGUUUGAUUUGAACGGUGAUGGGAAGAUCAGUGCUGAGGAGUUGUCACAAGUUCUGAAAAGGCUAGGAGAGAGUUGCAGCCUUAGUGCAUGUAAAAAGAUGGUCAAAGGGGUGGAUGGGAAUGGAGAUGGUUUCAUAGACUUGAAUGAGUUUACCACGAUGAUGAUGAGUGGUAAGAAACUAGGCUAAGUCUUGGGACUUUCUGAUAUGCAGGACCAUGAUCUUGUUCAGUGUUUCUCAAGUUUGUGUCUUAUAAUAUUUAGUUUCUUUUUCUUUGUGCUAGAUAGGUUAUAGAUAGUUUGGUUAAAUAUGUGGUGAUUAAAUCAAUAUCAUUUUAUGUUGAUACGGGUGUAAUGUUUUUGUAUAAAUAUAUUGGAUAAAUGUUAUUGUCUGUUGAUUC